AUAUAAUAUAUAUAUUUUUUUUCAACUUUCAUUUGUUGUUGUUCAAGUUGCGAAAUUACAAAAAUAUCGCAAUGACCGUGUGCAUAGCUCGACGGCAUUAGCAGCAGCAUAGCACGCGAUUUUGAAUUCGCCAUAUCGAUUACUGCCUCUACAUACAUUUCGUUCGCCGCAUUGCGUAUACGCCAGUUGAUGGGCGCCUUUGAUGUUGCUGAUGGUGGUAAAAUGGAUCGAUGCCGAAAUUGGUUUUGCGCGCGUAGUAAUAAUAAUGACUAUGCCGAGGUGGCCAUAAAUGACCCGCUGAAGAAUCUAACCAAUUCCAUUUCGGAUACAAUACGUGACCACGUUCGCGACAUGAGUGGCAGCAAUGGUGGCGGCAUAAUGACCCCAUCAUCGGUAGUACCGCCACCAUCAGCAGCAGCGACAACAACACCAAUCGCUUCGACAACCGCAUCGCAUGUGGUCACAUUUUUGGAUGAUGUCGGCGCGAGCGGUAGCAAUGGUGCGGUUACGACCAGCAGUCGUGUGGUAAGCCACACAGAAUUGCACCCACCGAUGGCUGAUGGUAAUUUGGAUGUUAUCGAAGCGAUGGAGGAUUUCGCAAACGGUACCGGUAUUGGUUUGUCACUAUGUGAUGAUAGUGUACCGUCGUCGAAAAACUGUUAUCGUCUAAUUAUGCUGGGAUCUUCACGUGUGGGAAAAUCAUCGAUUGUGGCGCGAUUUUUGGGCAAUCGAUACGAUGAUGCGUACACCCCAACCAUCGAAGACUUCCACCGCAAGCUUUAUCGUAUACGCAAUGAGGUCUAUCAGCUGGAUAUAUUGGAUACGUCGGGCCAUCAUCCGUUUCCCGCAAUGCGACGGUUGUCCUUUAUGACCGGCGACAUUUUUAUUCUAGUCUUCAGCAUGGACUCUCGUGAAUCCUUCGAGGAAGUGGUGCGAUUACGUGAGAAUAUACUGGAGACCAAAUGGGCGGCACUUAAUCCUGGUUCCGGUAUGAAGAAGAAAAGUUUACCGAAAAUUCCAAUGGUUAUUGCGGGAAAUAAAUGUGAUAAAGAACCCAAAAAAGUCCAACUGGAUGAAGUGAUGGGCUACAUAGCCGGCCAAGACAAUUGUUGCGUCUUCGUCGAAUGUUCGGCGCGACAAAAUUUCCGUAUCGAUGACUUAUUCUAUGCUCUUUUCAUGGUAUCGAAUUUACCCUUGGAGAUGGCACCCAAUCAUCAUCGGCGGGUAGUGUCUGUCUUCGGUGCGCCAUCGCCACUGCCGCCGCACACAACUAUUGGGGGGUCGAAGAAGAAUGCGCUCUCGAUUAAGCGACGUUUCAGUGAUGCCUGCGGAGUGGUAGCACCGAAUGCGAGGCGACCAAGCAUACGAACUGAUUUGAAUUUGAUGCGUUCCAAGACGAUGGCCAUGAACGAAGGCGAUGGAGCGGGUGUGGCGCGAAGGAAUAUUUGUGUUUUAAUGUAAGCUUUCGUUAUAAAUAA
Messenger RNA from Ceratitis capitata (Mediterranean fruit fly), 1478 nucleotides. Its product is annotated as GTP-binding protein Rhes. The record is from RefSeq and is a predicted model, not a curated record. The coding region runs from base 190 to 1461 and encodes 423 amino acids. Lineage: Eukaryota; Metazoa; Arthropoda; Insecta; Diptera; Tephritidae. The transcript is spliced from 4 exons. Gene Ontology annotation, molecular function: GTPase activity; GTP binding.